This is a messenger RNA of Solea senegalensis (Senegalese sole), 764 nucleotides long. RefSeq names its product C-X-C motif chemokine 10-like. Bases 154 to 453 code for a protein of 99 amino acids. The transcript is spliced from 4 exons. Lineage: Eukaryota; Metazoa; Chordata; Actinopteri; Pleuronectiformes; Soleidae. Gene Ontology annotation, cellular component: extracellular region. Gene Ontology annotation, biological process: antimicrobial humoral immune response mediated by antimicrobial peptide; inflammatory response; chemokine-mediated signaling pathway. Gene Ontology annotation, molecular function: CXCR chemokine receptor binding; chemokine activity. The record is from RefSeq and is a predicted model, not a curated record.
UAGGGAGGGAGAUGAGGAGCAAAGACGAGUUGAGGAGCAAACUUGCAUCACGGUUUAUAAGUGCAGAGGGAAGAGCUGGGCUGUUUGCAGGCUUCUGACUAAAACUGGCAUACAAAAGUUGACCGUGUUUGCGACUUGAGCAUCUGAGCAGACAUGUCUACUAUUACUGCUGUUGCACUCCUAGUUUUAAUGGCCAUCCCCGAGGGUUUCAGUCAGGGGAUUCCACGAGAGAUUCUGCGAUGUCAGUGUAUCAACAAGGAGCGAACACCCAUUGGACGUUACAUAGGACCAGUGGAGGUGAUCCCUGCCAGUUCUCACUGCAAAGACACUGAGAUUAUUGCCACGUACAGAAUCGAUGGAACAAAGGUUUGUCUGGACCCUGAUGCACUAUGGGUCCAAAAAGUGCUGAAGAAAAUUUAUCAUCAGAGUUCAAGCAGACAUGUUGCAGAAUAACACAUGAUAGAUUGGGAUUAGAUGGAUUGGAUACAUUUUCAUCUUCACUGAAGCUUAAAGUAAACGCAUUAGAGGAGCAUAAAGAGCUUGCGUGGACAGGAUUUGUGUGACAUGCAGCUGCGUGAGUUGUGAUUACAUCAUCUCCCUAAUUUCUAAAUUGACUGAGCUCUGGCGAGAAAAGAAGGAGUGAUGAAACAAACCUUUAUUCAGAAGAAUAUGUUAAACAUCAUACAGUGUGUCUUUACUGCUGCUGAAAAAAAACAAAAGCUGAAUAAAUGCACAAUAAAUGGACACAUUAUUUUCAAUAAACA